CAAGUCAAUGCCCGCUGCAGUGUUGGUUGAUGAUGGCUGUUGGCAGAGUUCCAUUUCUACUCUCCAAUGGCCUCCUGUCUGUCUUUUUCUACCUGCCAUUUUUCCUUCCAUCCCCAUCUUCUACUUCUACCUUACUCCAUUUUCAACACUCUCUCUUUAUUACACCAUGUAUUUCCUCUGCAUCCACGACGAUGAACAAACGCACGUAAAAACCACUGCCCACCAAACCCCAUUUAAAAAAACACGAAAAAGAAAAUUAAAAAUUAAAAAUAGGGAAAACCCCAAAUCCCGGAAAUCCCUCCAGCUGCUGGAGCCGGUAGAUGAUCAGUUUCUUCAAUCUUCUUCUUCAAUAUUGAAAUCGGGCAUUCGAUUCUUGUGCUGAGGAAAAUAUGGGAGCGCGAUGCUCGAAGGCGACUCCAUCCCCAAAUCCAUAUGCAGGCAGAAGCACUGAUCAGGAGAAAUUGAACCAUCAAGGGCAGAUGCAGGUGCAGAGGGACACCAGUAAGGUUGUGGCAGCUCCAGCAACAAUGGAGGAAUCUGAAGAGAAGACAAUGGCGGCUAAGGAAUCCGAGGAUAACCCAAUGCUUAAUAAGGAAUCGUCGACUGGCUAUGCUAAUGUUAGUGACGAUGAAUUCUACGAUGGGAUUCCCAGGUACCAGAGGAGUUCAUACAGGAAAUCUAGAUCCUUGUCACGCUCAAAGGUUGCAGAAGUGAGUAUACGGCUAGGCAGCGUCGGGCUUGGAAGGGCCGUGGAUGUUUUAGACAUACUCGGGAGUAGUGUCUCAAAUUUGAACAUUAAGAGUGGUUUUGUGUCGGGGGCAACAACCAAAAACAGCGAACUUUCCAUCUUAGCAUUCGAAGUUGCAAAUACAAUCGUUAAGGGUUCAAAUCUUAUGCAAUCACUUUCGAAGCGAAACAUUCGCCACUUAAAAGAAGUAGUGCUGCCUGCAGUAGGCGUGCAAAAGCUAAUAUCCGAUGAUAUCGAUGAACUUCUAAGUAUUGUUGCUGCAGACAAAAGAGAGGAACUGAAAGUUUUCGCGGGAGAAGUGAUUCGGUUUGGAAACAGAUGUAAAGAUCCUCAAUGGCACAACUUGGACAGAUUCUUCGAGAAACGAAGUAGAGAUCGAACACCUCAGGCGCAGCUGAGGGAAACAGCUGAAUCUGUGAUGCUGCAGCUAAUGACCUCUGUUCAACAUACAGCCGAGCUAUACCAGGAACUCCAUGUAUUGGACAAACUCGAAGACAAUUUUAAGCUUAAGCGGCUAGAGUCGCUUAAAUUCAAUUCCUCGUAUGAUGGGGACAGGGACAACAGCCUAAGCAUUUUGUCUGCGGAACUGAAAAGCCAAAGGAAGGUAGUGAAGAACUUAAAGAAAAAGUCGAUGUGGUCGAGAAGCUUGGAAGAGGUAACCCCCUCUCAUGAAAAUGUUAUGGAGAAGCUUGUCGACAUUGUUCUGUUUUUGAAUCAAGAAAUAGGCUACACAUUUGGCAACACAGGUGAAGCUGAGACGACGAAGAAAAGAAUCGCAAAUGAUCAACAAACAUUAGGCCCGGCCGGGCUUGCGCUACACUACGCUAACAUCGUUCUUCUGAUCGACUCAAUUGUAGCCCGUUCGAGUUCAAUACCUAUGAAUUCCCGAGAUGUGCUCUAUCAGAGCUUACCGCCGAAUCUUAAAAACUCUUUACGAACAAAAAUGCAGUCUUUCCACGUCGAGAAAGAGCUCGCCGUUGCAGAAAUCAAAGACGAGAUGGAAAAGACGUUGCAUUGGCUUGUGCAAAUCGCGACAAACACAGCCAAAGCUCAUCAUGGCUUUGGUUGGGUCGGUGAGUGGGCGAACGCCACCGGGUCUGAAUUGAAUCGGAGGACAUCGAGCUCUAACGACGUCAUGCGAAUCGAGACACUCCACCACGCGGACAAGCGAAAGACGGAUUACUACAUUCUCGAUCUUCUCCUAUGGCUUAACUAUUUGAUCAUUCGAUCCAAAUCGAGCGUGCAUCGGCGCAGCAUUUUGAGGUCGUCGCUCAGAUCCCCGGCUGCUCCUUCGAAGAAAUUCAAUCAGCUGCCCGUUGCAGAAGGGACGACGAGUUCAUCCAAUUCGAGCCACGCAAGUCCAGGCGUGAUCAAAAAAUUAAGCAAUGGUGGCGACUCUGGAGACGGAGAAAUCGAUCCGGGAAGAAGGCAACAACUGUGAAGUCGAUGAUGCAUAUCUUCAUCUCGAAUGUGGCUUUGAGGAAUUCGAUGGAUGCCAUUGUUGGAGCUUUAGAACUCAUUGAUGAGUAUGUAAUGCCACACUUGAAGAUGAUAUAGCUGUUUGUGUUGAAUGAGUUUAGCUUUUGAGGAAUGAUUAUAAAAAGUAAAAUAAAAAUAAA
Andrographis paniculata is the source of this 2367-nucleotide messenger RNA. Its product is annotated as protein PSK SIMULATOR 3-like. The record is from RefSeq and is a predicted model, not a curated record. Lineage: Eukaryota; Viridiplantae; Streptophyta; Magnoliopsida; Lamiales; Acanthaceae. The transcript has 13 exons. Gene Ontology annotation, biological process: positive regulation of growth. Bases 390 to 2189 code for a protein of 599 amino acids.